AUGUUCCAUAGCUUAGUUGAAAAUAAUACCGUUUCUCCCGAUGGAUUUACAAAUUGUCCAAAAACAAUUAAAAGAUAUCGAAGACAAAGCCAAUAUUCAACAACAUUAGCGGAAAGUAGUAAAGAAAGUAUCGAAAUCGAAGGUCAUAAAAUAACCUUACAUCCAUUUAGUGAGACUUCUAUUCCUCAUAAUUCGCGAAUUGAUGAAGAACUGGUACCUGCUCCCGGAGUUAAACUCUUUGAUGAAACUGAACAAAAAGAUGCAGAUUCAGAAUUAUUAAAGGACACAAAAUGGACCGCUACUAUCGAAUUUUAUUAUGAAUGCUAUCAAGGAAAUUUGAAAGGAGAAACUAAAAUUUCUAUUCCUAAUAAAGAAAAUAUGAUAUUGUUUGAAGAUAUUAAAUUUGAAAAACCUAAUUAUAAUGUACACUUAAAAAUAACAGUCAACAAAGAAGAUUCACCAGAUACUCCAUUGACUUUCGUCAUCGGUCCUUUCGAUGUAAGAGAUUCUAAGGAUAAUGUUGAAUUUAAAGAUGAAGCUAAAUUAACAUUUAAAUACGAUGGAAAUUUUCAACAAAUUAAAGAUGAUCUUGAACGAUAUAAGUCAUGUUUUAUUAACUUUUAUUUCGGAAAAUAUCCAAAAGUUGGAUGGAAAUAUAUUGGUUCAAAAGCUGGAAGUGUUAUAACAGAAGCAAAAAUAAACGGAGAACCAUCAAGUCUAAAAAGUGUAAUCGAAGACAUUAAAAGUAAAGAAAAGACUUUUAAUGUAGAAAAAAAUAAACAAUGGAACGUACAAAGAGUGGAUGCGGAUAUGCCUCAAUCAAAUAUAAUUAAAAGAGACACCUCAGAAACAGCGACACAAGAACCUAACAAAACUGAUGACGUUAACAAGGAAGAAAAAAAGGAGGAAGGAACGCCAACAGCUUGGAUUGCAGCCAUUGUCAUUAAUGGAAUUUUGGUUUUAUUAUUCAUUGGUUUUGUAAUUUACUGCUACUGUAAAAGUAAACAAAGUUUGCACACUCAUUGCAAAGCUAGGCAAGAAGGAAGCGAUCGAUUAUUAUCAGGAAAUUCUAGUAUUCAUAUGAUGGAAAAGAAUUUCGAUGGAGAACCCGAUAGGAUGUAUAAUGAAAAAGCUGCUAAUCUGUCGGGAAACGAGAAGGCUGCCCUGCUCGAUCAUUCGGUGUUUACCGUAGAGGACGAGAAGAGAAGGCUGGAGGACGAGGCGGACAGAUACUCGACACCAAUCAGUGGGAGAAACUCUUCCCGUGAUCCACGUUGUACAUGUGGUACCCUAGAUUGCUGUUGCAAUCAAAGAGAUAAUCCGCCUUACGAAUCCAGAUACGGUAGUGCCCCACAUUCGGCUAGACAAUUUCCUCAACACGAGGAAGAAGAAGAAAAGGAAUUUGCUUACGACGAGCAGAGGCAGAAUGAAGUCGAGGAUGUAUGGAAGCCUCCUAGCAGAACAUAUUCUGCUAGUAGUAGAAAUGCUAUGAACGAUGCUGACUAUUUACCCGGAGCAAUAAGUCCCAUUGACGACGUUGAAGAAUCAGUAAGACCACCACCUACACCAGUCGUCAAUCCUACUCCUAUUAUUCCUCCCAAAAUCCAACCAAAACCCGAUAGAAAAUAUUACGUUUACAUGGUAACCGACGAAUACGGUUCUAGAGAAUGCAUCGGAUUUAUCAAAAUAAAAGACGAUAAUGAAACGACAUUAAGGGAUUUGAGAGAAAAAAUUGAAAAUGCCGAACCAGUCAUUACAGAAGUUAUUGGAAAAGAUUAUAAUUUUGUCACUGAAGAUUUUCAAGACAUCACAUAUCAAGAAGGUUCUUUAUAUGCACAUCGUGUAUAUCCAUCUCAAGGAAUUAAUAUUAAGUUAGUUAAAGAAGAACCAUCCUAUAACAGUUAUUCAGAUCAUAACAAUUUAAAUAAUCACAAUAAUUAUGAUAAUAAGCCCAAAAAACCAUCAGUUAGAAGAACAGAUUCGAAAAGAAAACCCCCACCUUAUGUUGGGCCACUUGGUAUGUGUGGUUCCUCCGACUGUGAUAAACCAGCGCGAAUAAAAUGCCUAGAUUGUAACAGCAUAGCAUAUUGCAGCACUCGAUGUAUGAGGUUAGAUGGCCCUAAUCACAAAAAAUCAUGCUAUAAACAACCCUGGAGAAUAUAGUUCAUAUCUUAAAUUCAUAAUAAUAAAGAUUUGAAGAAUUAUUAUCGAUUCCUUGAUGUAUGACGUUAAAAGUCUGUUAAAUGCUAGAAUCAAGGUCAAAAUUUGGAGUGCCAUUUGUUAAUUAUUAGUUGAAUACUUUUAUCAUCGUCUAAUUAUUUCUCUUCGACUUAAUUUGUAAUUAGACAUUUAUAAAAUUGUCAAUUGUUAAUUAGACUAUCGUGAAACUUGAAUUUUUUUUUAUUAGUAGUUAAGUUGCACUCGUGUUAAAACGCCUGGUUUCCGUAUUUAUAUUAAAAAAAUUAAAUGUUAUAUUUUUAAUUCUCUUAUUAAAUAUUUUAGCCCGUAAAAAAAUGUAUUGUUUAUUUUAUUUUUUGACAUUAGAAACAGAAAUACCUGAAAAGAUUGGGUCAUGCGGAGCACAAACACAUAAUUUGAAAUAGUACAAGAAUAGAAUUAAAUAUAGACUUAUCUUAUAAAAAAUACAUUAAAGAUAAAUAACCAAAAAAAUGUACAGAAGAGAAAAUAACAAAAAGAGACAAUUGAAUAAAGAUGGGGUCAAAUUUAUAGCGGUACAAAAGAAUAUUUUUUUGUUUAUUCCAUGAAUUUUUAACGGGAACCAGGUAAAUUUUAUCGAACAAAUUGUCGUAAAAAUGUUUUCUAAAAACAAAAACAAAAAAGUUGUACAAUAAUUUUUAUACCGGAAUUAACCUAGAAGAAUAUUUAAAUAACAAUGUUCACAUAUCACGAGUGUGUAUACUAUAGAAUCGUUUUAAUUGUCGAUAGAAAUAGUUUGUAAAUAUUUUAAGCUUUGUUUUUAUAAAUAUAUAUAUAAAUCGCAAUCAAUGCUCAACACGAAGUUUUGUAUAUUUUUAAAUCGAAUUUAUAAUGAAUUAUGUUAAAAAAAUAAAUCGUUAUAAAUAUUGUAUUUAUGUAAGAAAUGCAUUAUAUAGUUAUUUACAUGUUCUUUCAUUAUUUUUUAUUGUUAGAAAUGCAUUUUAUUUAUGAAAACGUAUGAAAAACAAGAAGCAAGUGUUCUCUUUGAGCACCUCACCUCAUGUGCCUUUGGGAAUAAUAAAGUAGAUAUCUGUGAUAUCACAACCAACUUGUUUCUCUAUUUCUUUAUGUAAUAAAGCUUCAUAUAUUGCUAAUUUUAGGUAAUCAAAAAUAUUCAACGUUGAAAUUAUGUUUAAU
This is a messenger RNA of Centruroides sculpturatus (bark scorpion), 3354 nucleotides long. RefSeq lists its product as uncharacterized. The record is from RefSeq and is a predicted model, not a curated record. Bases 1 to 2163 code for a protein of 720 amino acids. The transcript has 15 exons. NCBI's taxonomy places the organism in Eukaryota, Metazoa, Arthropoda, Arachnida, Scorpiones, Buthidae.